Globicephala melas (long-finned pilot whale) is the source of this 2164-nucleotide messenger RNA. RefSeq names its product gap junction protein beta 2 (gene GJB2). Gene Ontology annotation, cellular component: connexin complex. Gene Ontology annotation, biological process: gap junction-mediated intercellular transport; cell-cell signaling. Gene Ontology annotation, molecular function: gap junction channel activity. The record is from RefSeq and is a predicted model, not a curated record. NCBI's taxonomy places the organism in Eukaryota, Metazoa, Chordata, Mammalia, Artiodactyla, Delphinidae.
CCGCGCCCCCUCGCCGCCGCCGCCGCUCCGGCCCCGCCGAGCGCUCCGCGAGACCCCGGGGAGUCCGCCUCGCCCGUGCGCCCCGCUCCAGUCGUGCAAACUGACCGGACGAGAAGAUGGACUGGGGCACGUUGCAGACGAUCUUGGGGGGCGUGAACAAACACUCCACCAGCAUCGGGAAGAUCUGGCUCACUGUCAUCUUCAUCUUCCGCGUCAUGAUCCUUGUGGUGGCCGCGAAGGAGGUGUGGGGCGAUGAGCAGGCGGACUUCGUGUGCAACACGCUGCAGCCCGGGUGCAAGAACGUGUGCUACGACCACUACUUCCCCGUGUCCCACAUCCGGCUCUGGGCGCUGCAGCUCAUCUUCGUGUCCACGCCGGCCCUGCUGGUGGCCAUGCACGUGGCCCACUACAGACACGAGAAGAAAAGGAAAUUCAUGAAGGGAGAGAUAAAGAGUGAAUAUAAGGACAUCGAAGAGAUCAAAAGCCAGAAGGUCCGAAUCGAAGGGUCGCUGUGGUGGACCUACACGGGCAGCAUCUUCUUCCGGGUCAUCUUCGAGGCCGCCUUCAUGUACGUCUUCUACGUCAUGUACGACGGCUUCGCCAUGCAGCGCCUGGUGAAAUGCAACGCGUGGCCCUGCCCUAACACGGUGGACUGCUUCGUGUCCAGGCCCACGGAGAAGACCGUCUUCACGGUUUUCAUGAUCGCCGUGUCUGGAAUUUGCAUCCUGCUUAAUGUCACCGAAUUGUGUUACUUGAUGAUUAGAUAUUGUUCCGGAAAGUCCAAAAAACCAGUGUAACACAGUAGCCAGCUUUAGAUACAAGAGAGCGUGAGAGGAUGGAGCAAUCAGUGCGCAGCUGUGGGGCACGGUCACCCGCGCCACCCAGGUCCAGAGUCUCGUCUUCAAGGCCACCUUUGACCCCCUGUAGAUCUCACGUGCGACCCCAGAUGCCCCCAGAGGCUGCACUCCUGCGAGUGUCCGAGCCUCUGCUGCUCUCCGAAAUCGGUCCGGUGAGGCCCGAGCCAGCGGGGGUGACAGUGCCAACAGUACUUCCCUAUUUCAGACAAAGGAUAUGGCGUUUGUCUUCCUUUCUUUGAGGAAAGGAGAGAAACGCCAGGGCCUGAAGACGAUGCUGAGAAGGUCUGGUUGAUCCCCUUAGGGCUACCUGUGCCAUUUCCCUUGAAUUAAAGGUAAACAUGAGAAUACUGGGUUUUUUAUUUGCUUUGACGCUUUAGUCUUUAACAAUGGACGAGGUUACCUAAUGCUUCAAACUCUGUUAUACUUUUUUAAGUGAAAAUUUUAAAUAAGAUAUGUUCUUUUGAUCUACAAGGAACCAUUCAUUAUACGUUCCUCUAAUUUCGAAGGCUCAGAUUAUGAUAUGUAAACGGUGUACCGUUAGAUGCUCUCAGUGAAUUUAAAUAUGGCCUUUCAGGUAUGAAUGGUUUGCAGCGCCACCAAGAGGCUGCCCGUUGCAUGACUUGUGGCGCGUGCUACCUGGAAGCAUUUCAGCUCUCAAGUGAAACAAGCUAGAGGUCCUUAGUGAUGGCUUUGAAUAGCAAACGGCCUCAUUUCAAAAGCUUAGAUGUGAUUUUUUAUGAGAAAUACAGAUUGCACGUACCACCAGCUACUACCGAUGGUGGGUUGCCUCAAGACACCCUCAGCUCCCCUACGACGUUGCCUUUUCCACUCCCAUGGUCCACGGGAAGAAUACUGACUGAAAGAGAUUGCUUGGGAGUAUUUUAUUGCCACGGUACAAUUUAAUGGUGCAGAACAAAAUGGAAAAAUUGCGGGGGGGUAGUUACUGUUUCUAAAGAACAGAGGGAGAGACUAGACCCUAAAUCCUGACAAUUAAAAAUGAGUUUCAUCUACUUCAAAGGUUUGUUUGCUUCCCUUUUCAGCAUCCAGGUUUUUUAAGUGAAAACAGAAUUAAUAGACACUUCUUAAAAAUACAAACUAGGGUUUAGAUAACUAUUUAGCAGUUCUAUAAGACAAACUGAAUCCUAAUAUUAUCAUGAUGCUUGACAUGGUUUCCAAAAAAUGGUACUCAACAUACUUCGAUGAGAGUAAAGAUUUUCCUGUUGCCAAGAAUAGCAUUAUAAAAACAUUUUGUAAUAAUAAAUAAUAGCUUUAAUUACAUACUUGUAACUAAAAUAAUUUUGUCAUAU